Brachypodium distachyon (stiff brome) is the source of this 1040-nucleotide messenger RNA. Its product is annotated as pyridoxine/pyridoxamine 5'-phosphate oxidase 2. Gene Ontology annotation, molecular function: FMN binding; pyridoxamine phosphate oxidase activity. NCBI's taxonomy places the organism in Eukaryota, Viridiplantae, Streptophyta, Magnoliopsida, Poales, Poaceae. The record is from RefSeq and is a predicted model, not a curated record. Gene Ontology annotation, biological process: pyridoxine biosynthetic process. The transcript has 8 exons. Bases 89 to 706 code for a protein of 205 amino acids.
UCAGUUGCCCCAGCAUCCGCGGGCAGGACGAAAUCAGUGAACGAACCCUGCAGGGAGGCGAGAGGACACGAGGCGGCGGCGAGCAGAGAUGGCCGGCGGUGGCGCCGCCGCGUCGGCGCUCUCGAGCCCCUGGAGGGCGCUGCUGCAGCGAGCGCUGGACGCCAACGCCCACCUCAAGCACUCAACCUUCUUCCAGCUAGCCACGGUGAGCGGCGGCGGCAGGCCGGCGAAUCGGACCGUCGUGUUCAGGGGAUUCCUGGAACACUGCGACAAGAUUCAGAUAAAUACAGACGCACGAAGCAACAAGAUCAGUGAGAUCAAGGAGUGGCCUCUGGGUGAGAUAUGCUGGUACUUCACUGAUUCCUGGGAACAGUUUCGUAUCAGCGGUAUCAUAGAUGUGAUCGAUGGUUCGAGCCUGGACCCUGCCAAGCUCCAGCUGAGAGAGAAAGCUUGGUUUGCAAGCUCAGUUAAGUCGAGAUCACAGUACUUAGGACCAUGCCCAGGGCUUCCUGUUGCAAAUGAUGAUCAUAUUAAGGAUGUUCAUGUCGACGCAUCAGCUGGCCCAGUUGAUGCGUAUUGUCUUCUGACUCUUGAUCCUGAAAAGGUUGAUUAUGUGAACCUAAAAAGCAAUCAGAGGUUGAUGUUCAGAAGAGCCCAGGAGGGAGAUGAGUCCAGUGAUUGGAUGGCUGAAAAAGUGAGCCCAUAAUGUGCUUCUAUAGAAAGGGAAACGAUAAUGCUGGGGUUUCUUGAUCUGAGGAAUUGGACAAAGAAACAAUCUAGGCUAUUACUGUAAUUACUAGAAUUCUACAAGUGUAACAGCGAUCUGAAGAUGUUAAUAACUUCCUAAUUUUAGACGCAGCGAUAUAAGCAGGAGUAGAUUUGGCUGACUUGUUUAGCGACCGUGAGAUACCGUGAUAUACGCAAGUGUAACCGUGACUUAUUAGGCUAUGCACAAUUGGAUUCUUGAUUUACUGUUUUUUUUUCUUUUACCUUUGUAUUGCUUGCUACCGGUGAUGAUUAUGAAGGUUCCUAUAAUAAAA